UCGCGAUGGAAGGAGGAGGAGGUGAGGUUGGCCGGGCACGGCGGGCUCCUGGGCUGCUCGCCUAGAUGCAGGCGUGCUGUGGGGCUCAUGGUAAACCCCAGGAAACACUUAAAAAAGAAGGUCAGCCAGGAUAUGUUCUACCUACAAGUCUUGAAGCCAAUGGUUUGAAGAAGAACAGUUGGGGUUUCUUAAUUACUGGGAUUGUUGGUGGGACACUGGUGGCUGUGUAUGCUGUGGCCACUCCAUUUAUAACACCGGCCCUCCGAAAAAUUUGUUUGCCUUUUGUACCCGCAACUACAAAGCAGAUCGAAAAUGUUGUGAAAAUGUUGCAAAGCAGAAGAGGACCUCUGGUGGACAUUGGCAGUGGCGAUGGUCGGAUUGUGAUAGCAGCAGCAAAGGAAGGAUUCACAGCUGUUGGCUAUGAAUUAAACCCAUGGCUAGUUUGGUACUCCAGAUACCGUGCUUGGCGAGAAGGGGUACAGCACUUGGCCAAAUUUUAUAUUUCAGAUCUGUGGAAGGUUACUUUUUCACAGUACUCAAACGUCGUUAUUUUUGGGGUGCCCCAGAUGAUGCUGCAGUUGGAGAAGAAACUUGAGCUUGAACUUGAGAGGGAUGCUAGAGUCAUCGCUUGCCGGUUCCCUUUCCCGCAUUGGACCCCGGCCCAGGUCACCGGAGAGGGAAUAGACACUGUGUGGGUUUAUGACAUGAGUACGUUUAGAAGGAGUGAGAAGAGGCCCUGAAAAUCGGUGCAUUUCCAGUCGGUCAUUCAAAUAUAAAAUUUAUUGAGAGUCUUUUUCUGUAGUGUUGGUGGUUUUUGAUUUUAUAGAGACUUAUAGCUGUGUGUUUAGCGAAGAGUAUAUUUUUGUUUGGCAUGGCAUGAGAAAUUAUUAUUACGUCCCUUAAUUUUUGGAGAAAACAAACAAGUUAAGAAUA
This is a messenger RNA of Eptesicus fuscus (big brown bat), 933 nucleotides long. RefSeq names its product ATP synthase c subunit lysine N-methyltransferase (gene ATPSCKMT). Gene Ontology annotation, cellular component: mitochondrion. Bases 66 to 740 code for a protein of 224 amino acids. The transcript is spliced from 5 exons. Lineage: Eukaryota; Metazoa; Chordata; Mammalia; Chiroptera; Vespertilionidae. Gene Ontology annotation, biological process: regulation of mitochondrial ATP synthesis coupled proton transport; positive regulation of proton-transporting ATP synthase activity, rotational mechanism; peptidyl-lysine trimethylation. Gene Ontology annotation, molecular function: protein-lysine N-methyltransferase activity. The record is from RefSeq and is a predicted model, not a curated record.